This is a messenger RNA of Heterostelium album PN500, 1002 nucleotides long. RefSeq names its product putative extracellular matrix protein (gene psiR). The transcript has 2 exons. Bases 1 to 1002 code for a protein of 333 amino acids. Lineage: Eukaryota; Evosea; Eumycetozoa; Acytosteliales; Acytosteliaceae. The record is from RefSeq and is a predicted model, not a curated record.
AUGUUCAAACAAUCAAUCAUUUUAAUUUUAUUUAUUAGUUUCUCAAUUAUCAAUGUCAAUGGACAAUUGUCUAUUGGUUCAAUUGGCGGUGGUCUAAACUAUUGCCAACAAACUUGCAAUAGCAGAGACAAAUGCUAUAUCGAUACCUGCGGUGGAAUUGGACAAUGUUUCAGCAAUCCAGUCAAUUGUAAUUCCAACGACAAGUGCAUUGUCGAUUCUUGCCACCCAGUAACUGGAUGCUCCCAUACACCAAAGACUUGCAAUGAUUCCAAUCCAUUCACCCUCGACAGCUGUGAUAGUCGUGUUGGCUGCAUUAACAUUCCAUUCACAUGCUCCAACGAAUCAACUUGUCCAACCAACAACACCAAUCCAUGUGUCACCCAAUUCAUUAACAAUGGAAAGUGUUGUGAAUACUCUACUUCAUGCGAUGACUUCAAUCCAUGCACUGUAGACUCUUGCUCCAACUCUACCGGUUGCACUCACACCCCAGUCGUUUGCAAUGACAACAAUCCAUGCACCCAAGAUUCUUGUUCCGCCAAAACCGGUGCCUGUGUCUUCACUCCAAUCUCGUGUGACGACAACAACAAAUGCACUCUCGAUUCGUGCAAUUCCAAUUCGACCUCUGGAAACAACUGUGUUCACACUGAAAUCUCCUGUGAUGACAACAAUCCAAACACCAUAGAUACCUGUCAACCAAAUGUAGGAUGUAUUCACCAUUUGGCUACCACUUGUGAUGACAACAACAGAUGCACCAACGACUACGUCAACACCACCACCGGACAAUGUGAAUACAGUCCAAAGACCUGUGGUACCGAUACUUUCUGCACCAGAUGGUCAUGUGAUCCAGUCAAUGGAUGCACUGCCUCUUCACCAAGCUGUGACGAUGGUAACCCCUGCACCCUCGAUUUCUGUGAUUCUUCCACUCAAGCUUGCGCUCACGUCCAAAAGAAUUGCAACGACAACAACAGAUGCACCUACGACCAAUUUUAUUUAAAUCCUUAA